Molecule: messenger RNA, 2203 nt
Organism: Carcharodon carcharias (great white shark)
Lineage: Eukaryota; Metazoa; Chordata; Chondrichthyes; Lamniformes; Lamnidae
Product: coiled-coil domain-containing protein 102A-like
Exons: 10
Coding region: 336-2006 (556 amino acids)
Cellular component (GO): myosin complex
Source: RefSeq, a predicted model, not a curated record
UGGCUGUCCCUACUUUUCAGCCAGAUGUUAGUCUGUGAAAGUCUUACCAGAGUAAGACUGUAUAAAAGUGUCUGUACAGUUGGCUCAUCCUUAACCGAUGCUGACCAAUGCAGCAUUUUACAGAGGCAGUAACAGGAAGGACGCAGUAUUCCUGCUUUGUUGGCCUGACUUGCAGCUGUAGCGAUGGAAUGUAUUGCUGAAGUCAAGCUGUGGGUGAGGAGAAACAGAAGCUCUUCAGGAACUAAAAAGACCAGAAAAUUGACCCAUGAAAAUGAAGAUGGAAAGAUUUAGCAAGUGGAAAAGAAGUUGAGAAGAUUUUUUUUGAGAAAGUGAUAAUGAGUUCAAACCCCAUUGCCAAACGAGGAGAAGGGGUACAGACCCCAAAAGUUCAACAGUCUCCUGCGAGACAACUUUAUGGUCAGUUUGGGCAAGGAAGCCAGUCUGAGAGUGCGCUGAGUGCCGAUUCACCUGUUCACAGGUUCCAGGCCCCAUCUCAAUCUGCUUUACCGCAGCAACUGAGCCAGCAUGUGGGUAUUUGCAGUGACUGGGACAGCAUUGAAGGACUUUAUCAUCGGGAGUUGGAAGAGGUCCGGGCCAGAGCUGCUCAGAUGGAAAAGACCAUGCGCUGGUGGUCUGACUGCACGGCCAACUGGCGCGAGAAAUGGAGCAAAGUGAGGGCAGAAAGAAACAAGGCCCGCGAGGAAGUGCGACAGAUGCGCCAGAAGCUGGAGUCAGUCGUGAAGGAGCUAGCUGCCCUGAAAAGAGAAAAGCAAGAAUUGUUAAACGAAAAUGAACAACUGAGAAGAGAAGCUAAGCCAACAGAAGCUCAGUCAGAGGCCUUAUUGGUCAGACUGGAGGAAUAUGAACUCAAUGCUCUGGAACAGGAACCUGUCAAAGAUGUGGAAAGUAAAAACAAUCCAUCUCCAAAUAAAUUCACUGGCUCACCAAAGAAGGGUUUUGAUAUAAUUGAAAAUAUACUGAAAGAGAAGCAGCAUGGAGGAGGACAAAGUCUGGAGUCUUCUGUCGCCUUGAGUUUGCGUAAUUCUAACAUCUGUUCUGAAAGAUCCACGUUUCUGCUGGAGGAUACCAUGCAGGCCUUUGAAAACGACUCUAUGAAAAUCAUGGCCCUACAGUUUCGCCUGGAUGAGUCAAAAAAAAUACUUCAGAAGGAAAGAGAGGACAAAGCCACACUUGGAAGGCAGAUUGAAAAACUGGAAACAGAUGUAUCUCAGUGGAAAGUUAAAUAUGAAGACCUGAACAAGUCCAAGCAGGAGAUCCUAAAACAGUUGACCCUCCUGCGUGAUGUUCAUCAGAAUGAGCUUGGAAGGAUCUCAGAAGAUCUGGAAGAUGAAGUUGGAGCUAGGUCAAACAUGGAUAGGAAAUUGGCUGAUCUACGUACUGAGUUGGAGAGGCUUCAGGCUGAAAACACUGCUGAAUGGGGGAAAAGAGAACGGUUAGAAACGGAAAAACUUGGGCUGGAAAGGGACAACAAAAAGUUAAAAGCCCAGAUUGAAGAGCUGGAGAAGCUGCAGGCAAAAAGGAGUCAACACAACACAAACAUUAUCGACUCAGACUUCAAGGCAAUGCAGUGUGAGCUAUUUGAGAAAAAUAAGGAACUUUCUGACCUUCGUCAUGCCCACAAUAAACUGAAGAAGCAGUACCAAGACAAGAUGGCCGAACUCACCCAUUCCAAUAGAAGAAUUGAACAACAUGAAACGGAGGUGAAGAAGUUAAGACUGCGGGUGGAAGAACUGAAGAAGGAAUUGGCACAAGCAGAAGAUGAGCUGGAUGACUCACUGAACCAGAUCAGGAAACUGCAGCGUUCCUUAGAUGAACAGAUGGAACUGAAUGACAACCUUCAAGUGCAAUUUGAUCACUUGCAGACCAGGUUAAGAAGACAGCAGACAAGUUCACUGUUUGGAAUGAAGCGAAGCUCAGUGUAUAACCCUGACGACUCUGCGGAAGCAAUCAGUGAAGAAGAUGACCUGGAACUCGAAGUGAAAUAAGAUGACGGAUCGAGUGUAACCACUGUGAAAACAGGAAAACUGGCAAAAGAGAAAAUAAAUGACUUCUCUUCAGGGUCAAACACCAAACAAACAGCUUCUGUCAAGGAAAAGAAUGAAAUGAAAUGGCAAAACAUUUGGGAUGAAUUAAAUCAAAGCUCUUAGAUCCAUCAGAGAUUUAAGUUGCUUUUCAGCAGAAA